Messenger RNA from Zophobas morio, 512 nucleotides. RefSeq names its product general transcription factor IIH subunit 5 (gene Tfb5). Gene Ontology annotation, cellular component: transcription factor TFIIH core complex; transcription factor TFIIH holo complex. NCBI's taxonomy places the organism in Eukaryota, Metazoa, Arthropoda, Insecta, Coleoptera, Tenebrionidae. The record is from RefSeq and is a predicted model, not a curated record. The coding region runs from base 217 to 438 and encodes 73 amino acids. The transcript has 2 exons. Gene Ontology annotation, biological process: nucleotide-excision repair, preincision complex assembly; transcription initiation at RNA polymerase II promoter; transcription by RNA polymerase II.
GUUGUUACUAAUUUUUUGUCAUCAAUUUGUGUUCAUGAGUUGUGUUUUUCUACAUUUGUAAUAAAUGUUUAAAAAACGUUUCACGUUCAAUUUGAAUUUCGCACGUCCGUAUUACCAACAAUUAAAAUGACAUAAAAAGUCACUAGAUAGUGUCAAUGUCGAACGUCAAUUGCAGAACAUUUUUUCGAUUUAUUUACAAAUAAAAAGUAAUUCAGGAUGGUCAAUGUAAUGAAAGGAGUUCUAGUGAAAUGCGACCAGGCGAUGAAACAGUUCUUACUCUACCUAGAUGAAACGACAAAAUUGGGCCGAAAAUUUAUCAUCCAGGAUUUGGACGACAACCAUUUGUUUAUCUCCGCCGAUAUUCUGGACAUCCUGCAAGCAAAAAUAGACGAUCUUAUGGACCAAAUCAGCUUCCCCCUUGCGGAAAAGGGGAACUAAUAAAUACGAAUAAGUUUCUAGGUUAGGUUAAAUUAUUUUUUAGUUUUAAUAAAUUGAUACGCAAAUACGAAAAA